Molecule: messenger RNA, 4481 nt
Organism: Scomber scombrus (Atlantic mackerel)
Lineage: Eukaryota; Metazoa; Chordata; Actinopteri; Scombriformes; Scombridae
Product: neuronal PAS domain-containing protein 3
Exons: 8
Coding region: 1-2661 (886 amino acids)
Biological process (GO): regulation of transcription by RNA polymerase II
Molecular function (GO): DNA-binding transcription factor activity, RNA polymerase II-specific; protein binding; RNA polymerase II transcription regulatory region sequence-specific DNA binding
Source: RefSeq, a predicted model, not a curated record
AUGAAAUGUGAAUUAAACCUCUGCGUCUCUUCUGUUUCUUGUAUUUUUCAGUCUCUGGACGGGUUUGUAUUUGCACUAAACAAGGAGGGACGCUUCCUCUACAUCUCUGAGACCGUCUCCAUCUACCUGGGACUGUCACAGGUGGAGCUGACCGGCAGCAGUGUGUUUGACUACAUCCACCCCGGCGAUCACGUGGAGGUGGCGGAGCAACUCGGCAUGAAGCUUCCUCCGGGCCGAGGGAUAUGUCUCUCCCAGGGAGCUGUCAACGAAGACGGGGCAUCCUCAGCUUCGUCGUCGUCGCACUCAGAGACGCCCGAACCAGUGGAGUCCAGCAGUCCCAAUCUUCUGCCUCCUGAUAACACUCUGGAGAGAUCCUUCUUCGUGCGGAUGAAGUCGACGCUCACGAAGAGAGGCGUGCACAUCAAGUCCUCAGGAUAUAAGGUGAUCCACAUCACUGGACGUCUGCGGAUCAGGAUGACGCUCACACACGGCCGCUCGGUGCCCAAUCAGAUCAUGGGGAUGGUGGUGGUGGCUCACGCUCUGCCGCCGCCGACCAUCAACGAGGUUCGCAUCGACUGUCAGAUGUUUGUCACCAGAGUCAACAUGGACCUCAAGAUCAUCUACUGUGAGAACAGGAUCAGCGACUACAUGGACCUGACUCCGGUGGACAUCGUGGGGAAGAGAUGCUACCAGUUCAUUCAUGCUGAAGACGUGGAGGGAAUCAGACAGUGUCACCUGGACUUGAUGAAUAAGGGUCAGUGUGUGACAAAGUACUACCGGUGGAUCCAGAAGAACGGCGGUUACAUCUGGAUCCAGUCCAGCGCCACCAUCGCCAUCAACGCCAAGAACGCCAACGAGAAGAACGUCAUCUGGGUCAACUACGUCCUCAGUAAUCCAGAGUAUAAAGACACGCCCAUAGACAUCGCCCAGCUGCCCAACCUCCCAGAGAAAACCUCCGAGUCCUCCGAAACGUCCGACUCUGAGUCCGAGUCCAAAGAAAACUCAGACAACGAGAACGCCAAACCGGAGGGGAAGCCGAGCCACCAAUCAGAACACAGCGAGGACCCGGAGGCCGACAGCAAGCGCCAGCAGCAGCCGGGCCAACCGCACUGCUCCUCCGAACAGGAAAUGAAACGCCAGGAGGAAGGGGACAGCUCCAGUAACCCCGAGAGCCAAGACAGCGAUGACAGCAUGGAGCCUUCAGACGGAGAGGGGGAGGAGCAGGAGGAAGUCAGAGGAGGAGGAGGAGGAGGAGGUGGAGGUGGAGGAGGUGGAGGAAGGUUGGGGAGGUUAACAGGACUCGGUGGAUUAGGUGGAUUGAGUGCCAUCGGAGGAUUGAGUAAUCUUGGCGGGCUUCAUAUCAAAGUGGAGCAUUACGGAGAGGGGGAGGAGGUUCAGCUGCACAACUCGCAAACCUCUUCAUCGGAGGAGGAGGAAGAGGAGGAUGAUGACGACGAUGACGACGACGAGGACGGAGGCAUGCAGGACUGCGACGGCGCCAACACUGGGAACAAACUCCAGAAGAGGCGGAAGAGGAGGAAAGUGCAGAAAUGGGACAGCACCCGAAGCAGAAGGCUCCGUCUGUCCUCGACCUCGCCCAGCCCCGUCGCCAUGGGAGACGCCACGCCGCUGGUCGACCCCUCGCAGGCCAACGCCAACUCCUCCCACCUCCUCAACUCCUCCUCCUCCUCCGGCUCCCCGAACGCGGCGGCUACAGCGUCCUCGGUUCUGAAAAUCAAGACGGAGAUGGCGGAACCGAUCAACUUCGACAACGACAGCAGCAUCUGGAACUACCCGCCCAACCGAGAGAUCUCCCGAAACGAAUCUCCGUACAGCAUGACAUCCAAACCAGCUCCUCCCGGUUCCCACGAGAACUUCCCCUCGCCCCAGGGAGGCUCUCUCCAGGUAGCCAUCCCCGACUCCGUCCUCACUCCUCCCGGUACCGAGGGAGGAGCGGGAGGAGUGAGGAAGCCUCCUUACAACGGUAGCUCGGCUCCGUCUUCUGCUUCCAGCGCUGCGAGUCUCGCUCCUCCCUCCAGCGCCUCCUCCGCCGACCCACUCUCCCCGCCGCUCUCCGCCUCCCCACGGGACAAGCAACAAGGCACGCCCACCACCUCCUCCUCUUCUUCUUCCACAUCUUCAUCCUCCAACUCCUCCUCGUCGACUCCGUCCUCCUCGCUGCUGUACUCCGGCGAUCUCGAGGCUCUGCAGCGUCUCCAAGCGGGUAACGUCGUUCUCCCUCUUGUCCACCGGGUCACGGGAACUCUCGCCUCCACCAGCACGACGGCUCCUCGGGUCUACACCACCGGGACCAUCAGGUACGCGCCGGCAGACGUCACCCUCGCUAUGGCACAAGGCAACCUCCUCCAGAACGGCGCCAUGAACUUUGUGGACAGCUCGGGGUUCGGCUUGGACCCGAAGACGCCGAUGGAGAUGCUCUACCACCACGUGCACCGGCUCAACAUGUCGGCAGCGGCGGCCGCCGGACCGUUCGUUGGCUCCCCGGCGGCAACGGGUGGAAACGGCGCUUUGGGAGGCCAGAUGCCGACGGCGGCGAACGUCUUCACCACGGCGGAGGGACUUUUCUCAACGCUACCGUUCCCGGUGUACAGCAACGGGAUCCACACCACGCAGACGACUCUAGAGAGGAAGGAGGAUUAACGCAAAACAUUCGAGACCGCAUUACUGUGUUUUUUCCGGAAUCAACAACUGUGUCAGAAAAGUUAACGACGACAACAACAAACAAAAAAAAGACUUCUCUUCUCACUCGUUUAAAAAAAAAGAAAAAAGAGAUUAUUUACUUGCUUUCUUUUAUCAACGCGGUGUAGCACUGUGUUUCCGAGAGGGGAGAACGGACAGGAAAGGAUGACAAAUGUACUCUAGCACUUUGAAUCUGAGCAAACUGAGCUUGUGUAAUAGACAUGAAUGACCCUCAAACAUGUCCCCCCCCCCAACUCCUCCCACCUCCUCCCCCUACUUUUCUAUCUUUUUUCUCUCUGCUCCUCAUCCUCCUCUCCUUCCACGCUCUAAGUCUCUCUCUCUCUCUUUGCUCCUGUUUCUUGCGAUCAGCAAAACUUUUUCUCUUUCCGAAACGAUCGAACAGAAAAAGAAGAAAAAAAAACAAAACCAGACUAUUCUUUAUUGUAAAGAAUUCCUUUUUUUUGCCUACAGAGAAUUCAUAUUGCCGACGGACUCCGCUGGAGCCUGACGGGGAUAAUUUUUAUCAUUUGACUUGUUUCUGUUGCAUCUUUCUGAAGGUGCUGAUUGUGUGUAUUUAAAGGAGGACGGAACAGGGAUUUGUAACGGACAGAAAAACUCUCCUCUGCAUCUUGAUGUGAUCAAGACUUGAAAAGAAAGUUUUUAAAACCCGAGAGGAGGAGGAAGCCGCCGCUGCUGCGUCCGACAAGAGGUCUCAGAGAUAAAUAAUCUUUUGAAAAAAGGUUUUUGAGGACGUUUCUCGAUUGAGGGAAUAGUUUAGAGAAUUAAUGCUGUUUGUUUUCUUCUUUUUAUUUCUUCCUUUUUUCUUUUUUUUUAUAAAAUAUUCUAGCUCAGAUUUAACUUACGAAUCAAGCAUUAAGAUGAAAAACAAAAAAAGCAAUUUUCAGCCGGGUAAUGACCUGUGAAUUAUCGAAUGUUACUACUUCCUCUUUUAUCCCAGGAGUUUACCUACAGGUCUCGCACCAAACAUAACCUCCUCUCUGCAUCUCUUCCCAUCCUCCUCGAUUCUGUCGUUCUCGCUCUUUCUUCUCCUCCUUCUUCUGUCUGACCUGAUCUUUAACCUUUUCCGUUCAUCUAUCAAUCUAUCAAUCUAUCUAUCUACAGAUUCAUGGUGCUACCGACCGUCCAGUAACCCUGACUCAGCUGGCUGAUGUGGGUGCUGUAAAACAAAACCCACAGCUCGUCGACAGACUGAUCGUUUCUUCUUUUUUUCUUUCUUUUUUCGGAGGGGGAACAAUUUUUAAAAAGUUUGUUUUUUAAAUUUUUUUUCUCUUCUGACCUUCAGGAAAGUCAGAAAUACCAAGUGAGAACCUCUAAAAAUCAGCGACGUCAUCUUCAUGUUUCAUCGUAACGUACGUCUUAAAGAAACACUCGACCUUAUCUGGCCACUAGGGGGAGCUCCGCAUGGCGACAUGGAGUUGAUCGGUUGAGAUUUAAGCUGUUUUUUUGUUUUGUUUUUUUAUUUUUAUUUUUUAAUGUAUUUUCUAACUUGAUCACUUUUAAUUCUCAGUGAGACUGAGGCUAAUUAGUUAGUGUUGCUAACUUGAAAAAUGAAUGUUGAAAACCUCGACCGGCUCCUGUUUGAUCACUGUUUUAUUGUUUUUAACUACUACAACUACUUCUCCUUAUAUUUUUUUACAUGUUUUCCCUCCUCCUCCUCCUCCUCCUCUUCGUCUUCUUCUUCUUCUUCCUAAACCGGAAUCACCUCCACACAAGAUUUUUUCUCUAAAUAAUCCACUCUCUUCCAUCUCAUCGCCGGACCC